UUUGGCUCCUACAUAAUGCACACCACAUAGCAAAACCUCAAGUACCUUCUCCUUCACAUUCCCUCAGCACUUUCUGUAUUCAAAACUUUUGGCAUUGUUUCCAAUAUCCUAACUUGAGACUAUAUAUAUAGCAGCAUAUAUAUAUAUAUAAUGGAUAGGGUGACACAGAUGGCAUCAGAGAGGCCAGUGGUGAUAUUCAGCAGAAGUUCAUGCUGCAUGUGCCACACCAUCAAAACCCUCUUCAGUGACUUUGGAGUGCAUCCAAAUGUUCAUGAACUUGAUGAGAUACCAAGAGGGAAGGACAUUGAGCAAGCUCUUUCAAGGCUAGGGUGCAGCCCCUCUGUGCCUGCUGUGUUCAUUGGUGGUGAGCUUGUUGGUGGAGCCAAUGAAGUCAUGAGCCUUCACCUUAACCGCUCCUUGAUCCCUAUGCUUAGGAGAGCAGGAGCUCUUUGGGUUUAAUCAAUCAAUUAAUUCACUACUAUCAGGCACUAAUUAAUUAAUAAAUCUGUUUUGGUUACAUAUGUAUAAUUAUGGUGAGAUAUUAUUAUAUAUAGUGGCCGGCCGGAUCCAUUAUUAUAGGAUGCAUGUAUAUUAGUACUCUGAGUUUAUGUAUGCUACUAAUUUGUAAUAAUAACAAGGCCACUUAACUUUACUGAUAAAGGUGUCAUUUAAUUAGCCCUUUUUUGUAUUGAAUAAAUGUAGCCUUGUGUUUUAGCUAAUUGAAUGGAAUUGCAGAUCAUAUGAAUUUUAA
This is a messenger RNA of Glycine soja, 751 nucleotides long. RefSeq names its product monothiol glutaredoxin-S2-like. The transcript has a single exon. Lineage: Eukaryota; Viridiplantae; Streptophyta; Magnoliopsida; Fabales; Fabaceae. The record is from RefSeq and is a predicted model, not a curated record. Bases 151 to 459 code for a protein of 102 amino acids.